ACAAUGACAGUAAUUGUCUUAUUCUCCUAAGGCUCGAACUCUGUGACUUGAUAAAAAAAUGAAGAUAUGAUCAUCAAAAUCAAUUUCGAAAUUCCGGCUACGUUUACUGUGACCAACAAUUAAAAGACACAAAAUUAAGCUUAUUAAUAUUUUUCUUUCAAGGAAAUGUCUCUAUACGUAAUAUAACACUUUUCGGAAAUAAACAUCAAAAUGGUCUACGAGUCUAUACCUCGUACAGUUCGGAUUCUUCUAUUAGGCGAACCCGGAGUGGGUAAAACAUCACUUAUACUCUCCUUAGUGACUGAAGAAUUUACUGAACAUGUGCCGCCGAAGGCUGAGGAAAUUACAAUUCCUGCAGACGUUACGCCGGAGCAAGUACCAACCAACAUUAUAGAUAUAUGCGUUGCUGAACAAACAAUUGAGCAAGUGGCAGAAGAAAUAGAGAGGGCUCAUGUAAUAUGCAUAGUUUUUUCAGUGGAUAGGCAAGACACACUGAACAAAGUAGCUUCUUAUUGGUUGCCAUUUGUUCGAGAAAAUUGCUCUGAUGAAUACAGGAAGCCUGUUAUUCUUGUUGGCAACAAGAUUGAUCUAAUUGACUAUUCUGUAAUUGAUAAUAUUUGGGAUAUAGCAGAAGAAUAUCCUGAGGUUGACAGAUGUAUUGAAUGUUCUGCAAAAUCACUGAUAAACGUCUCUGAGAUGUUCUACAAUGCCCAAAAGGCUGUCUUGCAUCCAAUUAAUCCUAUUUAUUGUAUUGAAGAACAAGAACUAACAGAAAAGUGCAAAAGAGCUUUAACAAGAAUAUUUAAGAUCUGCGAUUUAGAUGGUGAUGGUGUUCUAGAUGAUUAUGAAGUUACAAUGUUUCAAAGGAAAUGUUUUGAUUCACCUUUGCAAUUACAGGUUUUAGAUGAAGUAAAAUCAGUUAUUGCUCAGAACAUUGCCGGUGGAAUAGAAAAUGAUUGUAUAACAAUAAAAGGAUUUAUAUUCUUGCAUUGCUUAUUUAUUCAAAGAGGUAGAAAUGAAACCACAUGGACAGUGCUUCGUAAGUUUGGCUAUGAGGAGAGCUUGGAGUUAACUCACAGUUAUUUGUACGCUAAUAUUAAGAUACCAGUAGGCUGCACAUCUGAACUAUCAUACAAAGGUCAACAAUUUUUAACACAAUUGUUUGAGAAGUAUGACAAAGAUAAAGAUGGCAUGUUGAAUCCCACUGAACUUAAAAAUGUUUUCUCUUGCUGCCCUAGAAUACCAUGGCAUAAUUUGAGAUAUACUGUUCCUACAAAUGACAAGGGUUACUUAACUUUACAAGGAUGGAUGUGUCGCUGGACUCUAAUGACAUUACUUGAUUUACAGAAUACUAGUGCCUACCUUGCUUAUUUAGGCUUUAAUUUUCUAGAAAAUGAUACUCAAAAAAGUGCCAUUCAUAUAACUCGGGAAAAGAAAGUCGAUAUUGCCAAAAAGCAAUCGAGUCGUAAUGUCUACCAAUGCCACGUUAUCGGUCCAAGGUCAUGCGGUAAAACCUCCAUAUGUCGAAGCUUUCUUGGCAUAGCACAUAAGAAAAUAAAGCCACACGCCAAUGAACGAGGUGACAGCAAUUUAUCAGAGAAUUGUUGUAUAAAUACUGUGUUGGUAUAUGGUCAAGAAAAGUACUUAGUAUUAAAAGAGAUACCAAUUACACGUGUCUCAGAUCCACUUCAGCCUCAUGAAGUCAAUUGUGAUGUUGCUUGUCUUGUGUAUGAUGUUGCUGCCAGUCGAUCCUUUGAAUAUAUCGCCAGGAUAUACAUUAAAUAUUUUGCAGAAAGUCAUAUUCCCGUGUUAAUAGUUGGAACAAAAGGUGAUGCAAUGAUUGCAAGACAAGAGUACAUUUUACAGCCAGAUGUGUUCUGCAAUAAAUACCAACUACUGCCACCACAGUUGUUCAACAUCAGAGAAAAUAAACAUGAUGUGUUCGUCAAACUUGCUACAAUGGCUGCAUUUCCACAUUUGAAGCACUUUGCGAGCCUUACGGGGGACAACUCGUCAUGGUGGAAAGCGGGAAUUGGAGUUGCGGCUGCCACUGUCGUUGGUCUCGUCCUUAUUAAGAUGUUUAGCUUUCAGAAACGUUAGUUAGUGAAAUACCGCUGCAGCUAAUUUUUAUUUAUUGUACAUAAAUAAUGUUAUGUAUUAAAAAUAGUAUUGAAUUACAUGAGAAAAUUAUUUAUACUUAGACCAAAGAUAAAUCCUUGAAUACGAAUACGUAUAUUUUGUUUUCAGUUGUAAAUAAAACAUUUAAUUGCA
Messenger RNA from Trichoplusia ni (cabbage looper), 2271 nucleotides. It is a transcript of the gene Miro, whose product is annotated as mitochondrial Rho GTPase. The record is from RefSeq and is a predicted model, not a curated record. The coding region runs from base 211 to 2100 and encodes 629 amino acids. The transcript has 11 exons. Gene Ontology annotation, molecular function: calcium ion binding; GTP binding; GTPase activity. NCBI's taxonomy places the organism in Eukaryota, Metazoa, Arthropoda, Insecta, Lepidoptera, Noctuidae. Gene Ontology annotation, cellular component: mitochondrial outer membrane. Gene Ontology annotation, biological process: mitochondrion transport along microtubule; small GTPase-mediated signal transduction; regulation of mitochondrion organization.